AGAGGGGAGGAGGUCAUGAUGGAGAGAUGCAGAGGAAAAGGGGGGAUAAAGGAAAAAGAACAAGGCAGAGAGGCGAGCUGCGAGGAGCAUCAGAGAGGAUAACUGCCUGUUUGCUCGCUCUCUGCCUUCUUGCUCCCCCUCCUGUCCAUUCACUUCCAGUCACAGCACAAACGCUCAGACAACUAGGUAGGCACAGCAGAGCUCAGAGCUCCGAGGGAUGGUUUAAAAAGGUUUCCCACGUGAAGGCAUGAAUCCACGGACGAAGAAGAAGAGGGCAGGAUAGAACAAGACAUAACCAGAAAGGAAAAGGAGAAGAGGUGGGGGGGAGAAGAGGAAAGACAGAAACAGAGAGAGAGAGAGAGAGAGAGGGAGAGAGAGAGAGAGAGAGAGAGAGAGAGAGAGAGAGACACGGAGGAGCAGAUGGACUAUGCAAAGAGGAAAGAGAGCGGCGUGAAGCUCACCGAGCAGCAGUGACAAGAGAGGUGAGAAUAAAAGCAAACAUGAACGCCAGAGGGAUGGAAGAAUGGGAAGAAGAGACAUGAAGGAAUAGCUGAGCAGAGCAGAGGAGAGGAGAGAGUGUUUUAUGGGAGAAAGAGGCUACACUGAGGGAAACAGGAGGAGAAGGAUGUGGAACCCUGUCUGAAGCCAUGAGAGAAUGAGUCACUGAGAAGAGGCCUGACAAAAGAAAGCGUGAGCGAUAAAAUCAAUUGGAAGGAAGGAAGGAAGUGAGAGGGAAAAAAAAGUUGAAUGACCAGAAUGGGGAACCAUGUAGGCCCAUCCCAUACAUUGGCCAUCCAAUGUGCUGAGGGCCCAGGGGACAAUGCAGUUGGAGAAGAAGUGGCUGCCAAGUAGACAAGCCAAUGUGGUGAAUACAGAAAGGAUGGAAAGGCUGCAUUCCCUUCCUUCCUGCUUACAUGCAGGUGAUCGAGAAGACUCCAUCAUCAGUUCAUCUCUUUGGAUAAUUAUAAAAAAAUGGAAAUAAGGAGCAAAAGUGCACAACAAUAUGGACACCUCUCACAAACGUAUUUAAAACGGUAUUUGAUGCUGCGAUUAUUUUUGUAUGAGAGCAGAAAUCUUUAUGGCUUUUUGGUUUAGCCUUCAUCAGAGUGAUUCGUGUUUUAUUUUUUCUUGCUGUGCUCAAUAUUACUACGCCUUGAACUGUGAAUAUGGUAAUCCAUCCUUUCUUAAGGACAAUCUUAUUUGCAGAGGAAGUCCUUGGUGAAUAGAUAGAAGAUAACCUGCACUGCUGCACAAAAUCCAGUGCUGUCCAGAGACAGCUAUUUCCCAAGUUUGUGUUGUCAUGAAACUGGAACUCAGUCAAUCAACUGUGCAGAUCUCUCACUGUUAUAAUAAAUACAUGAAUGAGAGGUCAGCGUUCUUGUUGACACACUAACACAAAUAGGCCUUCACAAUAUACAACUGCCUGCAGAGCCUGUGGAUGUUGGGGGAGCAAGAAACACAAGAGAAAUGGUGAGCAAAGAGCCCAAUCACGUGCUCACAGGCCAAACCAAUGGCAAGAGCACCUUGGCGGACAAGCUUCCAGGAACUAUGACUGUGCGCUCUGUGCUGCUCAACCGAGACUCCCCCGACAUUGAAAGCCGCCUCAAGCGACGCCGUAACCGCACCCACCAGGUCCGUUUCAAGGACCUGGAGGAUGGCAGCAGCAGCAGUGGCAACAGUGGAACCGGAGAAAACAAUAGCCAUCAGAGGCCUGCCACAGACUGUGACAGCCCACAUCCUCUUCGUAAACAUGGCAGCAGGACGCCUGAGCCGUGGACUGACAGGGACGGACCACGGACUAACAGUCUACCUGGCCAGACCUCUGUGGUGGGUGCCGUGCGUGGGGACAUGGCCAGUACUAUAGAGGUGGUGGCUGCUUUCUUAGCCAGAGCCCCUCCCCACCCAUUAACGCCUGGUCCUACACGUCGAUGCUGGGCACCACCGCAGAGUAACUCCCUGACUUUGCCAAUGACACGAAGGUCCAGUACCAGCACCAGCACAGCCAUUCAGACCUCCCCAUGUUUAAAAAAGUCCAUCUCCUCCACUCACACACGUAGCCAGAGCCUUGGAGAUUCAGUUGGUGUUGAUGGGGAUGAUGAGCAUGACUCCCAAGAUGAGUAUCUUAUGCACAAUCACGUGCCUGGGCCUAAGGAUCAUAGUCCUACGGGGUCUGGGGACCGAUCUGUGGUGGAAUGGAAGUCUAAAUCCAGGACAGAUGUUAAAUCAGCUGUUACUGUUGUAAAGAAUUCAAGGCACAGCUGUCCCCCAUCAGUACUCCACAACACUGAGCCAUGCCACUAUUCUUCUGUAUCCUGCAGAGAUGGUCCGAAGCGCCAGGGAAGCAGCACUCCCUCAGUGAUAAGGAGGAGAAAACGCCUGAACCGAGCAACAAGUGAUCCUGGAAAGGAGGUGCACUACUGCACUACUCCUACGCAGACUGAAAGCCCCCGUCUAUCUCCACCACCCUCAAGUACCAAACUAUGUACCACUCAAGUUCAAACGGAGAGUCCUUCAGCAAAUCCAGAUACAAAAUACUGCACCACCCAAAGUCAAACUGAAAGUCAGACUCAGUCUUCACCUUUGAGUGACAAACCACGCACAAAUAAAACCCAAAUCCCCAACUCUAACCCCGCCCUACCUCCAAAUGCUGAGCAGUGUACUACUCAAGUACAAACAGACUCUUCUUGUCACUCUCCUCCAGCUCUUCAACCUUGCAAUACCCAGACACAAACUUGCCGACCCUGUGCUUCCCCGCCUCUGACCACAGCAUCCAAGUCAAUGCCAAUUCAAUCUGAGCGCCCUGGAUCACCAACUGGGGAUGCUCAAGCCCCUUCAACAACUGAAAUAACUACUGUGCCUUACUGUACUUCUCCUAUAAGUGCACCAACACAAUCCCCUGAACACUGCGCAAACCCACCUUCCUCCCCUCCAGGCAAGCCAACCUGUACCACUCCACCUCCACACAUAGCACUGCCUGUUCCUUGCUCUACUUCUGCUCCUGUCAUUGUCCAACAGUCUAUUCCCUAUUAUACUGUUGUGUCACCACCAACAACCCCCAGCACUGCUGUUGUCCUCUCUACUCCUUCCUCUACAACACCACCAUGUCCAACUCAAAACUGCACCUCACCUGUUUCAAACAUAGUGUCACCCACUCCCCUAACCUGUUCUACCCCUACCCCACCUUUAACUUCUAAUGAUACUACCAGACAUUUAACCACUCUUGUGAACUUAACACAUGAACCACCACACAUUACAUCAAACUCAACACCUCCUACAAAUCUAACACCUUGUACAUUUGUAACUCAAACUGCCCUGUCAUGCACCUCCAUAUCAUACUACACUACCACACAUCCUGUUGGUCCAAAUGGUCCUCCCACAAACAAUACAUCACCUUCUUAUACCACUCUUAUACAAACUGUUUCACAUUGUAACAUCCCAUGUCAGGCUUUGCAAAAUACCUCUGCUGUCAGCACAGGGAUAACCCCCUUCUCAUCUCCAGUCCCCAGACUCAAAUCUUGCACUUCUCCACCUCCACUGGUGAAGACUUACACAUCAAAUCUUCCAAAUGUGCAGCAGUGUGCAACACCAACUAAAACCGUUCCUCUGUACUCUUCCACAUUUCGUGCAGCGCCACCAUACACUCCCCCCUCUCAGGCCCCCCACAAUGCUCAGGAUAAGAGGGGCAUUCGACUUCCACCUCCUCCCCCACCACCUCCACCCUACACCCCACGUAAAAAGGGAACUGAAACAUCAGGUCCUGCAAAUCGAACACCCAUGCUCAGGGCAGACAGCAAAGCCAACGAGAAAGAUAAAGACACGGAGAAGGAAAAAAAGGAGGAUAAAAAAUGUAAAGACUCACCCAAGCUCUGUGAGAGAGCCAGCUCUCUGAAGCACAGAGCUCAAACCCCGCCUAUUGCUGUGAUGAAGGGAGAGAAGCAGGCCUCCUCCUCCCCUGCCAAGGCCUGUUUUAAGCCCAGCUGUCUCAGCUCAGCCCAGGCUCAGCUAGGGGUCCUUCACAAAAUGCUCUGCUCAGGAGCCAGUGCCAGGCCCGGUACUCCCAACAGUCAACACCCUCUUCCUCCAAGCCAGCAGGGUUGCUCUGGAGCUUGGGGAUGCUCUGGUUCUGGGGAACGGCCUACCGCUGGGCCUCUGACUGCUGCCCAGGCUGACACACUGAGACAGGUCCAGGAAAUUCUAGGAGGGUUGGUGUCAGGAGCCAGGUGCAAAUUGGACCCGUCCAAGGUGACAGAAAAGCUGCUGAGUCCCAAUGGACCCCUUCAUGACAUUCGUAGCCUGCAAAACCAGCUCCACAGUCUAGAGGGGGUCUUGGAGACCAGCCAGAACACCAUUAAGGUCCUGCUGGAUGUCAUUCAAGACCUUGAGAAGAAGGAGGCGGUGCGGGAUGGAAGACACUCUUACAGGACAGGACAGGACAUUGAGAACUGUGGCACCUGCAGGGACUGCGCCUGCAUCAUCUACAGCGUAGAACAUGACUUCCGUCUACAGGAAGGGCAGGUGGUACGUACAUGGAAAGUGGGUGACCCACCUGAGGGACUGCCCCCGAGCCCCACCCCCCCGCCCACCACACCCAACCAACAGGACUCUCCUCAACCGGUGCGACCGCCUGCCACCACCAAGAAGAACAGGAAGAAAUGCUUCUGGUUCCUCUGAGCUUACAGCCUGAGAGGACACACAAAGAGACGUUUUGAUACUGCAAUGCACUGCAUACCCUUCCUAAGAAAAAAACAACAACAACAAAAAAAUGUACAAAUGAUCAACUGAGGAGAUCUGAGAUGAAAAACAAAGUGAGGAAUGAACUGGAAAAUU
Molecule: messenger RNA, 4827 nt
Organism: Sphaeramia orbicularis (orbiculate cardinalfish)
Lineage: Eukaryota; Metazoa; Chordata; Actinopteri; Kurtiformes; Apogonidae
Product: flocculation protein FLO11
Exons: 4
Coding region: 1468-4671 (1067 amino acids)
Source: RefSeq, a predicted model, not a curated record